CCGGAUUCUCCCGGAACGCACGCGUUCUGUGCCCGUUGUUUUCCAAUGUUGUAGACAAACAAGAUGAUUGCAGCAUGGGUCCUAUGGGUCCUAGCGUUAGCGCUGACGGGCACGUCCGCAGCGGAGCGCGGCGGAUCGCUCCGCGGCGCACUCGAGGCUUUGCAGCGGCGACAGCGGGGGAGGGGGCCUCCCAUGGCUCCGGACUAUGAUCUGUAUGAGAUUAUACCUCCGAUGGGAUACAUCCCAGAUAACGAUUAUACUAUGGAUCCCGAAGAUUUAGAAGAAGAUCCGGCCACAAACUACAUUCUGAAGCUUCUAGAAGAGAAUGACAGACCCGUCGAAGGUUAUGAGUACAAACUAGUUAAGAAAAAGAGCAGCCACUUAGGCCCAGUGGAGGUGAACAGAAAGGAGUCAGCUUUCCGAGAGAGGAGCCAUCAUUCUGACAAUGAUAGACUUAGGGAUCUGUUUACUGAUAGGAAUGAGGCUGAAAAUUCUAAAGAAGUACAGCAAGACCGUGCCGAAAAUGAUGCUGAAUACGCCUUGCUGCUAGGCCAAUUAUGGUCAAAGUACAAAAACAACAAACAUAACACAGAAGGGGCUCCACAAGGAGUAGUCAAGCUUUACAAAGAAAAGAUCGUUAAGAAACGAUACCCUGACAACUGGGGCCCUAUUGCGUUUAAGAAAAAGAGAAGUCCUGAUGCUGAAAACGAACACGCUCCAAUGACAAAUUUUGAUGACUCAAAAGUUUUACCAGGCCCUGUAGACCUCAAUAAUUUUAACUACGACCAGCCUGAUGAUGAAAAUGAGGACUUGCGUGAAGAAUACGCAAUCGCUUUUCAACCUUUAGAUGACGACAGUCUAUCGGAUUUGGCGGAUGACGACCAAUAUCGAUACGAUGUCAUCGAGAAACGUUUUCCCGUGACCAAGCGCAGCAGUGGACCUUACGACUGGGGUAAACCAAAAACGAAGAAACGUUUUGCCCAAGAUCAGAAUAAGCGUGAAGUUUCAAAAAGGUUCAGAAGCAGUUCUGGUACUGAUCCGAAAAUUCUUAAAGAUUUAUCGAAAUUAUUUGGUGAUUCCGAACCUGAGCUUAUUAAGAACCCUGUUAAGAGAAGCAGUGAUCAGCAAGGAAACUCAUAUGAUGCCAAACCGCCACUUGCAUCGAUAACUCAUAACCAUACUAACGAACGAUCGAAUGUUUCUUCUUCACCCGAUGACAGUAGUCAUGAACAUCAUCAUAAUUUACACCAUCCUGGUAUAUCUGGCAAGGAAGUAGAGCAUGUGCACGAUCACGAUCAUAGUGACAAUGAAAAACCUAUUACCAUUAAAAAGAAAUCCAUUGACUGGUCCACCUACUUCGGGAUCGAUAAGCGUAAGAAGAAAUCUGUAUCUUUUAAUGAUUUUAAUGAAAAUAAGCUGAGAAAACAAUACUUCGACACAUUCAAUAAAGAGGUAAUUUACCCGUUAAAUUCCUUUCGAAAACACAGCAAUGUGAAAAGGAACUACGUACAGCGUCCUGAAAAUGAAGAAACAGAAAUACAGAUAGACAACGCAAGAGCUGUCGCAGUACGUGACGGUGACAAGAGGAACACCGCCCAAGAGCAGGAAACUAAGUUAGACAACAUCGAAAAAAAACUGAGGAAUAUGGAAGGAAUGAUAGUAGAUGAAGCACUACAAUAUUCCAACGCUGGUGAAGAACUCGACUCCAAAGAAGAACAGGAGAUGAAAGAAAAACUGCUAUCUCGAUUGGCAGCAGCGUACAGCUUGGAGAAGAUGAGAAAGGCGUUGAGAGAGUUCAAGCAAAGCUUGCAAACACAGAAGCCUGAUACUGCUAUGGGACCCUCAUCGAUGCCCGUUGAAGAGGCGAAAGAGAAGCGUGUAGCCGUCAAGAAAGAGAAAGUUGAUAUCAAUAAUAACGAGAUUCCUCUGUUCAACAAAGGAGAUGAUAAAGAGGAUGACUUUGGGCAGGAGAUUGGCGCAGGUCACUAUUUAAAUGGAAAGAUUGAGAAUCAGUUCUCUGAAGGCUACAUGGGUGGAAGUGGAAGGCAUCGCACACCGGUUGUUGCCACAGGUCCCGCCACAGGCGCCUGCCCAGUUUUGGCCAAGAUCGUGCAGCGGUGCCGCGGAGUCGACCUGCUAGCCGGAGACCGUGGGCAACUGUUCCUGCCUCUCUGCAGCUUGCAUCAGAUCUGCUACCUUUGUGGCGAAGCACCUCCAACAACCUGCGACCUAGUAUUCCUCUCGGAAGCCGACACGACCUGUGAAGGCGACACCGGCUGCCAGCGCGCCGCCCGCUCCGCGCUCAUGGCGCUCCGGGAACUCCACGACAGCCUGGCCGACGAACUCGACGGGGAAUGCGAGGCCAGCCCCUGCCUCCCGGCCACACUCAAACUCAACAUCGGCUGGCAACGCGCCUUACAGCGAGAAAAAACCGUGAACAAGAAAACCGCUAAGACCGAAAUCGAUCAAGAAACAAAAAUGAAUGGAGUACAUGAAACUGAUUUAAAUGAUAAGGGAUUUGACAAUCCGGCGGCGACUGAAGAUGAUGGUUCAAAUUUGAGACCGGAUUUGGUAAUCAGUGUACAACCACGACAAAACGUGUCCCGCGCCGAGCUGCCUGUGUCAACGUUAGAUUGGCGCUCCGCCCCUCGAGGCCAGUUUAUACCAGUACAUGGACUGGAUUUCCUCAUCGGUGUGUCUACGCUACAGAUCCAACAAACGGUGGAGCUAGAUGAUUUAAUUUCAAGAGUAGACUCAGAAAACCGCUACAUAGUUCGCGUCCCAAACGGCGAGUCGCUAUACCUGGCCAGCGAGGUGUCGAGCCAAACCCAGCGAUGCCUGUGCGGCUCCGGGCGGGCGUUCGUGAUGCAUCUCCAUGACAACACGCGGCAGGAGGCGAUGCAGAUGCAGAGGCGGCUAGCUGCUGCGUCCUGCUGCUUCCCUUGUCGAUUGCAGUUUGCCCCUCGUAUCUGUCUCCAGGAAAUGAAAGUGAUAACUCCUCCGGGAGACUACAUCGGUCGUGUCCAGCAGCAAUGCACCUGGGUGGUCCCGUUCUACCUGGUCAGGGACGCGAAUGACCAGGUCAUAUUCGCGGUUGAAGGACCGGCUGUCAUGAAGCGGAGUGCCCUCAUGCUUUCAGAGUUCAAGAUAAUGACAGGCGACGCGCUCCGAGAAGUGGGAAAAUUGCCCAUGGCUGGGAUCGCGAGCUGGUCAGCUUCACAACUACUCUCUCUAUCCCGCACAACGCAGUACAACCUCGGCAUAAGGCGCUACUCCUGGCAGCUUCGUUCCUACUGGAGUACACAUAUUUUGAAAGAGCAAAAUCGAGUUGUCUUCGGUGUAAUUGUUUAUAACAGAUUUUUGGACUACUCGGUGUUAUAUUUGUUAUGUUUUUAUACUCUUUAUAAAUACAAUAUUGGAAGUUGUAUUUUGUUUGAUUUUUAUUACAUACCAGGAAUGAUAUUCUUGCGUUGA
Leguminivora glycinivorella is the source of this 3474-nucleotide messenger RNA. RefSeq lists its product as uncharacterized. Lineage: Eukaryota; Metazoa; Arthropoda; Insecta; Lepidoptera; Tortricidae. Gene Ontology annotation, molecular function: phospholipid scramblase activity. The record is from RefSeq and is a predicted model, not a curated record. The transcript is spliced from 12 exons. Bases 64 to 3474 code for a protein of 1136 amino acids. Gene Ontology annotation, biological process: plasma membrane phospholipid scrambling.